UGUCGUGAACGUGCUGCCGCCGAUCGGAGACACUGAGUGCCCCAGAGUCGGAGUUAUUUCUAGGAGCGUACUUGGUGGGGUCAGGAUAAACAUUAGCCACAAAAGGCUACAAAACAAGAUAAAUUGCUCUUUCCACAUUAAAGAAAACCAAGAUCCAUGAGUGGGCAUCGGUCAACAAGGAAACGAUGUGGAGAUUCUCACCCGGAGUCCCCCAUGGGCUUCGGGCAUAUGAGUACUACGGGGUGUGUAUUUAAUAAAUUGUUUCAGUUACCUACACCACCAUUGUCAAGACACCAGCUAAAGCGGCUAGAAGAACAUAGAUACCAGAGUGCUGGACGGUCCCUGCUUGAGCCCUUAAUGCAGGGGUAUUGGGAAUGGUUAGUUGGAAGAGUUCCCUCCUGGAUUGCCCCAAAUCUCAUCACCAUCAUUGGACUAUUGAUAAACAUCUGUACAACUGUUUUAUUAGUCUUCUACUGCCCUACAGCUACAGAGCAGGCACCUCUCUGGGCAUAUGUUGCUUGUGCAUGUGGCCUUUUCAUUUACCAGUCUUUGGAUGCUAUAGAUGGGAAACAAGCAAGAAGAACCAAUAGUAGUUCUCCUUUAGGAGAACUUUUUGAUCAUGGUUGUGAUUCGCUAUCAACAGUUUUUGUGGUUCUUGGGACUUGCAUUGCAGUGCAACUUGGGACAAAUCCUGAUUGGAUGUUUUUUUGUUGUUUUGCUGGCACAUUCAUGUUUUAUUGUGCUCACUGGCAAACGUACGUUUCUGGAACAUUACGGUUUGGAAUAUUCGAUGUUACAGAGUCCCAGAUCAUAAUUAUAAUAUGCCAGCUUCUCACAGGAACCCUGGGGCCUUGGUUCUGGAACUUCACGAUUCCAGUGCUGAAUAUUGAAAUGAAACUUUUUCCUGCACUCUGUACUGUAGCAGGGACCGUAUUUUCCUGUACAAAUUACUUCCGUGUAAUCUUCACAGGUGGUGUUGGCAAAAAUGGAUCAACAAUAGCAGGAACAAGUGUACUCUCUCCUUUUCUCCAUAUUGGAUCAGUGAUUACAUUAGCUGUAAUGAUCUACAAGAAAUCAGCAGUUCAGCUUUUUGAAAAGCAUCCCUGUCUUUAUAUACUGACAUUUGGUUUUGUAUCAGCUAAAAUCACAAAUAAGCUUGUGGUUGCACAUAUGACAAAAAGUGAAAUGCAUUUGCAUGAUACAGCAUUCAUUGGCCCAGCACUUUUGUUUCUGGACCAGUAUUUUAACAGCUUUAUCGAUGAGUAUAUUGUACUUUGGAUUGCUCUGGUUUUCUCUUUCUUUGAUUUGAUUCGCUACUGUGUCAGUGUUUGUAAUCAAAUUGCAUCUCACCUGCACAUACAUGUCUUCAGAAUCAAGGUCUCUACAGGUCAUUCUAAUCAUCAUUAAUGAUGUAGUGGUGUUAUAUAGGAAACUCACGUUUUCUGCAGGAAAGAAUCUGAACAUAUUAAGGAGAAUGGGGGUGGGUGAGAACAAAUAUAAUUUAUAAUAAUCAAUGUUGUAUAACUUUCAUUCUUUGUUAUUGGUAACACUCCCUAACCUGUGUGAGAAUGGGAAUUUGAAGUCCCGUCCGGUAAAUUAUACAUGUGGUCAUACAGCAUUUGGCCCAAGAAAGCAUGCAGGAAAAAAAUGCCAUGUGUUUGUUAAUUAUCCUGGUUUCAAAAUAAUAUUGUCAUGUGGAGCAGGUCUCAAAUGGUGGCGAUUUCUAAUGUAGAAUAUUUACAGGCCAAAAGAUGGUUGCUUUAUACUUUUAACAAAUCAUUAUCUUUUAGUAACAUCCUUGUUUAGUGUCUUCUCAAGCUUUCUUUACUAAGGAGUUCAGCUUGUGACAGAUACAUCCCACAAGCUUGUGAGGUGCAGUGAGUGAGAAAGACCUUGAAUUUGGAUUGAAAGGUUUUCUAUCUUUACAUUAUUGAGAGGAAAAAAAAAAUUUUUAUCAUUGCUCAAGAAAUGGUAUCUCUCAUGGGCUUGGGAAAUUCUGUUAGCAUGCAUUAUAUGAUAACUUUGUCGAUCCACUUUAUUUUUUUAAAUAAACAUAUGAUCUAAAAACCA
Molecule: messenger RNA, 2070 nt
Organism: Chinchilla lanigera (long-tailed chinchilla)
Lineage: Eukaryota; Metazoa; Chordata; Mammalia; Rodentia; Chinchillidae
Gene: Cept1
Product: choline/ethanolamine phosphotransferase 1
Exons: 9
Coding region: 157-1407 (416 amino acids)
Biological process (GO): phosphatidylethanolamine biosynthetic process
Cellular component (GO): Golgi apparatus; endoplasmic reticulum membrane
Molecular function (GO): ethanolaminephosphotransferase activity; diacylglycerol cholinephosphotransferase activity
Source: RefSeq, a predicted model, not a curated record